AUGGAAGCCACAGGGCAGGCACGGGCUGUAACUGCCUUCUGCAGCAUAACGAGCAUUCGAGCAGACGAGCGUUCCCGAGCUUCGACCGGCGGCUCCGACCACGCCGACGACAGCAACGACAGCAACGACAGCAAAGCAGCAAAGCAGCAUCAAGACUGCAAACGACAGGGCGGAAGUAUGGUGGUGCGUAUCAGGGGCGCCGUGGGUGUGCCGCUGAGCCGGGCGCAGCGUGUGGCAGCCGUUCGGCGGCUGCCGACGCACGGCCCGUUAUGCGGCUCGGCGGCGUACUCCUCGACGGCAACGUGCCUCCAGCAGAAGUCGACUUCGCCACAAGAAACCAGCAGUUUGGCACGAACGCCAUCAGCACGACCGUUUCCGCAGCAGCACACACAUUCCGCCCACCUCCAACACUACCUCCGCCAGAACCAGCUUGCCAACCGUCGGUCCUCCUCGGCAUGGGCGGCCGCCGUGUCUGUGGCCGGCAACAUGGUGUCCAAUGCGUUCAACCGAGCCAAGAAGAACGAGAUGGCGAUUGAUCCGCUGAGGACAGUCGCCAAGGAGAUGAAAUUUCUGAUCGGCGACGUACGCAAGCUGCUGGGCUCGGGCCACCCGUCGCUGGACCGUGCAGCUAAGUACUACACACAGGCCGAGGGCAAGCACAUGCGGCCACUGAUUGUGCUGCUCAUGUCGCGCGCAACCUACCUUUGCCCCAAGGCGCCCCAGCUGCAGCCUGUCUAUGUUCACCAGCAGCAGCAACAGCAGCAGCAGCAGCAGCCCCUCCAGGCGUCGGCCGGCGUCGACGUGUCCAUCUCGCCCGUCAACGUCCUGUCCGACUUUAACCCGUCCUGGUCCUCGACUUCACCUUUUACCGAUCCCUCUGCCGCGUCGCCUUCCUCCUCUGCCUCCUCUGCCUCCUCUGCCGCGUCUACUUCGUCGACACCUGACGAGACCAGCCAACCCGAGAUCCUGCCGACGCAGCGCCGCCUGGCCGAGAUCACCGAGCUGAUUCACACGGCAUCGCUGCUGCACGACGACGUCAUCGACCACUCCGAAUCGCGGCGCGGCGCGCCGUCGGCCAACCUUGAGUUUGGCAACAAGAUGGCCGUGCUUGCGGGCGACUUCCUGCUGGGCCGCGCGUCUGUCGCGCUCGCGCGCCUGCGCAACGCCGAGGUCGUCGAGCUGCUGGCCACCGUCAUUGCCAACCUGGUGGAAGGCGAGUUCAUGCAGCUCAAGAACACAGCCAGCGACGAGGCCCACCCCGUCUGGAGCGAGGCCACGCUGCAGUACUACCUCCAAAAGACGUACCUCAAGACGGCGUCGCUGAUCAGCAAGAGCUGCCGCGCCGCCGCGCUGCUGGGCGGCGUCGACAAUGCGACCGUCGAGGCCGCGUACCUCUACGGCAAGAAUCUGGGGCUGGCCUUCCAGCUGGUCGACGACAUGCUCGACUACACGGUCUCGGCCAAGCAGCUGGGCAAGCCUGUGGGAGCCGACCUGGAGCUGGGCCUGGCGACGGCACCGCUGCUCUUUGCCUGGCGCGACCGGCCGGAGCUGGGCGAGCUCGUCGGGCGCAAGUUCAGCCAGCCCGGCGAUGCAGAGAAGGCACGCGAAAUUGUUCUGUCGACAGACGGCAUUGAGCAGACGCGGGCACUCGCCCAAGACUACGUCGAGCAGGCCAUUGCGUCCAUCGCCGUGUUCCCCGCGAGCGAGGCCAAGGACGGUCUCGUGGAGAUGGCUGUCAAGACACUGAAGCGGCAAAAGUAA
Messenger RNA from Sporothrix brasiliensis 5110, 1761 nucleotides. Its product is annotated as hexaprenyl-diphosphate synthase. The record is from RefSeq and is a predicted model, not a curated record. Lineage: Eukaryota; Fungi; Ascomycota; Sordariomycetes; Ophiostomatales; Ophiostomataceae. The coding region runs from base 1 to 1761 and encodes 586 amino acids. The transcript has 3 exons. Gene Ontology annotation, molecular function: prenyltransferase activity. Gene Ontology annotation, cellular component: transferase complex. Gene Ontology annotation, biological process: ubiquinone biosynthetic process; isoprenoid biosynthetic process.